UAGAUGGCGCCACAAAGCACUUUGUUGACGUUUCUAGGUUAUGUUGACUCAUAAUUAUUUAUUUGCAAAUUUACAACUUUAAAGGUGAUAAAAAUGUCUAGCGGGGAUGAAGAAUCAAAAAAACCCAUCGUAAUACGAAGUACUAUAGAUGUGCAACGAUUAAAACUCGAAAAAUUAAUGAAAAAUCCCGAUAAACCUAUAAUGAUACCGGAGCGUCCGAAAGAACGCGGAAUGCCGGUGGUUCCAGAUUUUGUAAGAAACGUAAUGGGAUCGAGUGCUGGAGCUGGAUCAGGUGAAUUCCACGUUUAUAGGCAUCUAAGAAGAAAAGAGUACGCAAGGCAAAAGUAUAUGAAGGAAAAAGGAGAACGAGAACGGUUGGAAAAUGAGUAUCAUGAAAAGUUAGAGGAAAAUAAACGCCAAGCGGAACAAAAAACCGCUAAGAAACGUGCUAAAAGGUUGAAAAAGAAGAAGAAUUUGAAGCGGAAAAGGGGUAAUAAAGACGAAAAGAAAUCAUCCAGUGAAGAAAGUGAUGAUGAAGAGGAGAAUGAAAACGAUGAUGAUGAUGGAAAAUGUGAUGAUAAUGAAAAAGAUGAGGAUAAUGAAAAAAGUGAAGCUGAACAAAUAAACAAUGAGGAUGAAAAUAAUAAGAAUUAAUUAAAUAAAGGUAUUGUUGUUUUAAAAAUAAAUUUAUUUUAUAAGAA
Molecule: messenger RNA, 701 nt
Organism: Onthophagus taurus
Lineage: Eukaryota; Metazoa; Arthropoda; Insecta; Coleoptera; Scarabaeidae
Product: PRKR-interacting protein 1 homolog
Biological process (GO): negative regulation of protein kinase activity
Cellular component (GO): nucleolus
Molecular function (GO): protein kinase inhibitor activity; protein kinase binding; double-stranded RNA binding
Source: RefSeq, a predicted model, not a curated record